Molecule: messenger RNA, 1824 nt
Organism: Emericellopsis atlantica
Lineage: Eukaryota; Fungi; Ascomycota; Sordariomycetes; Hypocreales; Bionectriaceae
Exons: 2
Coding region: 393-1445 (350 amino acids)
Biological process (GO): positive regulation of transcription by RNA polymerase II
Molecular function (GO): DNA-binding transcription factor activity, RNA polymerase II-specific
Source: RefSeq, a predicted model, not a curated record
GGCGACUCCCUCCCUCCACGCCAUCGAGUCACACCCGCAACUCAGCCAGGCAGACGGCAGCACUUCUUGACACUUGUCCUUUCGACUAUCUCACCACAGGCCUCAUGAAACUGCCCGUCACCUGACUUGACCUGACCGAGCUCAUCCGUCCUCAUUCCACAGUCGUUCGCUCCCACACCUUGGAUAGCGUGACUCAUCGGCAAAGUACCGUCAUAAACUUCCGUCUACCCGCAUUAUACUUGUCGUCACUUCAACUUAGUUGCCUACAGCGACACUACAGGCCGCGCUGCCCCAAGUUGGACAUACUUAUUUAAAGCUUGGGCACCCCAACAUCAACGUCACCCACAAUACCAAAGUUACCUAAUCUGCAACGCGCCCUAUAUACAUCAACCAUGGCCAACCCCCAGUACUCACCGGCCGAGUCCCUCAUAUCGGUAGCCGGCGAUUCAUACACAUCACUUUUCCCAGAAACCAUGGCGCUCAAGGUCGAAGAGCCGCCGACACCUGACUCUCACCGCGAGACUUCUCUGCCUCUCACACCACAGUCACAAGAAGACUACAACAGCAACAAGAGGGCAAGUCAGGACUCUGCGGAUGACAAACCUGCAAAGAAGCCUCGCAAGACUUGGGGACAGGUCUUGCCCGAGCCCAAAACUUCCCUGCCCCCGCGCAAACGAGCCAAGACCGAAGAUGAAAAGGAGCAGCGUCGAAUUGAACGCGUCCUUCGCAAUCGCCGCGCCGCGCAAUCAUCCCGUGAGCGCAAGCGCAAGGAGUCUGAACUGCUCGCCGUCGAGAACGACGCGCUGCAGGGCAAAUAUCAGGCACUCCAAGCACAAUACGAUCAAGCGGUGGCCAAGAAUGCUUCACUGCUCCAGUUCCUGGACCAGCUGAAGGCCAAGCACCCCGAGAUCGCCUCCGACGUCGAGCCCUUCCGCGCCGCCGAGGUGACUGUCAACCCGAAAGAGCUCUCUCCGAAAUCCUCGCCGGCCACGAACCACGCCGAUGAGACGCCCGAAACCGGUCGAUCCGAGUCCCGUGUUUUGAUGGAAAUCAACAACUCGCUUCCUUCCACUCCUGUGGCACAAUACCCUGCUGUGCCAUCGGGAGUGGAGAGCAAGCCAGAGUCAACGAUUCCCAGCGAAAACCGCUCGGUCUUCGCCGACCCAAGCCCCUCGGAAACAAACAUGUCAACACCGUCCAUUGCGGUGCCUGAGGCAGCCGAUUUCAUCAUCUUUGGCCCCGAUGACACUUUCCACACUACCGACACGAGCAACCUGCUCCCGCAGCAGGAGGAUUUCCAGCUGUUCGAAGACGUAGCCUGCAACAGCUCCCUGACAUCGUUCGACGAGGACUUUUUCACAGCCUCGCUGCCCGGUCCGGACCUUGAUGACGACUACAGCGGCCUUGACGGUAUCACGCAGCCCUAUGCUGGCGCGUCCUAUUAAUGUGGAUCGCGACGCUGAUGGCAAGUGCGGAUACUAACGAGAUCGCUCCAAGUCUCCAUGGUCGUGGCUGAGCGCUGGCUUGGAACACACUUGUCAAACUAAUGAAGGUUGAGCUGUAAUGGCGUUGCGUUGACGAUCGCCGGUUGGCUCUCAGUACAGAGCGUAGGGAGGAAAGGUCACGGCAGGUUGAAAUGAUGUAUUUGGAUCGAGGUCUGGUCCGGCGGGUGAGUCGUUGGGACCGGGAACAAUAAUGUGACCAAUGAAUUCUAGGGGACGGAUAGGCAAGGCGUCUGGCGUUGAGGAGGACGAAGAUAGUCCCGGAAACAUUGAAUUAAAACUGUACUUUGUACACGUUACCCAUCAUUAUCUUGACAGUCAU